Messenger RNA from Uncinocarpus reesii 1704, 1560 nucleotides. RefSeq lists its product as uncharacterized. The transcript has a single exon. The coding region runs from base 1 to 1560 and encodes 519 amino acids. NCBI's taxonomy places the organism in Eukaryota, Fungi, Ascomycota, Eurotiomycetes, Onygenales, Onygenaceae. The record is from RefSeq and is a predicted model, not a curated record.
AUGCCCCGACCACCCGCGAAAAAAGGUCGCGCGCCGCGUCAAAACGCGCUCCCCAACGCGCCACCGGCCGCCACUAGCAACGAGGAUGAGCGCAACUCAAGUAUUUCGAAUAACGGGCGGAGGAAUAAGCGGCGAGGGACCGUACAGGAGACAUCCAAGUACGACAAAAUCACACAAGCAACGCCUGCCCGGUCGAAUCGGCCUAUUCCAGAGCGACAGAGUUCCGCCAGAACCAGAAGACCAAAUCAGACGCCAGUCACAAAGCAAGCACAAUCGGAUUAUGGGUCAGCAGCCUCAGCCGUGGCCGGGGGCCAUGCUGGCAGAGGACGUUUCUCGGUCGGACCCAAGCGCGGAGAUGCUAGCUCGUUGCUGCAAAAGAUGGGCGUGGGGACACCUGCGUUUGAGAGCUCGAUGUUGAGUGCGUUUCGGCCGAGGCCCAGACAGCACAGUAUCUUACAAUUGAUGGCGGAUGACGAAUCGUCGGAUUUUGGUGACGAUGAGGACUUUUUAGGAAGCUUUGAGCCCGAGGAUGAGUCGACGCCGUUGCAUCUGGGGAAGAGGAAGACGAUAUCAAGGGGGGAGGUGAUUUUAGGUGGUGGUGAUGGUUCUGGUACUUGUGUUGACGAUGUUGGACGGAUUCCCGGGUCGCCAACGAGGGGAGAUGUGAGUUUAGUUACGGCGUCGGGGUCGCCGGUAAAUAUCAAGAAAAGGAAGAUAAUGGUGCUGGUUCCGCCGCCCAGCAACCGUCUUGCACGACGCGAGCCGUCUCCGGAAAUGGAGUCGAUUCCUAACCACGAAAUUGGUGUUGAGGUGGUUGAAGAGACUGAACACAGCCCAUCAGAAGAUGAUGAUGACCUGCUGCCUCCAAUGGGACGACCUACACGCGAGAUGUCGCCAGAGGCUUGGAGCCAAACAUUAGCACCGCCAUUGAGUAGCCCGACCACGUCUCCCAACAAAUCGCCCGAGCGACCGAGGUCACACGCAAAAAGUCGAAAGAAAAAGGGCAAACCAGAUUCCGAAGCAAAACUACUUGUCUCUACGGCCGCUUUACAAGCGAAUCUUCUACCGCAACGGCGACGACGAAGGCGGCGCCUGAAUGGAAAUGGUGAAUUUGACGUGUUUGACGACAACGAUGGUUCUUCAGCGCGAAGUCCAUCGCCCGAACUUGCGCCGGAUGAAGACGAAUUAAGCUACUUGCCAAUCCGGCCAGGGCGCAAAGCGUCUACCAAGAAACUAAAAGAAAAUAAAACCGCAUUGAACAGGUUGCCCAAACGCGGUAAACGACCUGGAGCCAAGGAGAAAUCUACGGACUCUAAUGAGCGCAAGCCAUCAAAGCCCUCUAGAGACGGAGCGCGAGUCACGUAUUCGCGCCAACGACCGGCGAACGCGGAGGCUGAUGCUCUGAGUGUCCCCGAGGGAGACGUCGAAGACGCAGGUACAGAAGGCGGGCGUUUUGUCAGUGAGGAACUUGUGCGUCAGUCUGCGAAAUUUGCUGAGGUUGACCAGUGGUCCAUUGAUUUCGAAGAUGUUGUAGUUGAACAGGGCAGUUCAUACAGAUGA